Molecule: messenger RNA, 6242 nt
Organism: Branchiostoma belcheri (Belcher's lancelet)
Lineage: Eukaryota; Metazoa; Chordata; Leptocardii; Amphioxiformes; Branchiostomatidae
Product: nuclear pore complex protein Nup153-like
Exons: 19
Coding region: 267-4883 (1538 amino acids)
Biological process (GO): RNA export from nucleus; protein import into nucleus
Cellular component (GO): nuclear pore
Molecular function (GO): structural constituent of nuclear pore
Source: RefSeq, a predicted model, not a curated record
AUAUACUGUAGGAAGAGCAAAUGUGCUCACUGCAUUCUGAUGUAUACCGCUAGGCGGCGCACCAACUAAUUGUGACAGGUCAAAGUUAGCAAUCACGUGAUUGGCUCCACCAAUAGCAAAGAAGUUCAGAUUGCCGCCAUCUUUGGUCGGGAAGUACUGCUAGACGAGGGAAAAAAUUUGAAAUCCUUCAAGAAAUUGCAAACUUUUCGCACCGUUUCGAGAGUUAUCUGUCGGCCCGAGAGCUGACGGCACUUGCCAGGAACAGAAUGGCGGCCUCCGGUGCUGGGAAGGCGCGUAGCCGGCGGUCACACGCGCCGAAACCGUACGCUAGAUCCGGCGGGAGAAAGUCCAUCCUAAGCAGUGUGACAGAGUACCUGACGCCUUCGUGGCUAAAAGGCAUGUGGGGUCAAGAUGAGAGUGGUGUGCAACCGACCACAGAGAGGUCUGCACGCACAGGGAAACCUGCACAUGUUCCUGUGGUGCACAUACGUGAAGAUCAAAAUGGGCUGGAAGAGGAGGAGGAGGAAGAGACAGCAGCACCUCCACUUCACGUCACUAAAAACAGAUUAACCCAUCAACAGAGUUCAUCAGUACAGGGUUCUGAGGACUCUCGUCCCGGGCCGGGCUACUUCAGUCAGAUCCCACUGACACGGGGAUCCAUCCAUGCUCAAAGGACACAACAAUCUCUAUCAGCUACUUCAUCCUACACCACAACAUACACACGGGAAGCACCGUCUAACUCAGCCUUACCAUCUGCUGAGGAAGACAAGUUCUCAGAAGACUCAGCAUCCACCAGCAUCAGUUUCUCCAACGUCCCACAAGUCGACCAGAGUGAGAGAAGGAGUGAGGCAACGACAGAUGAGGGUGCUAAAGACUUUGCCAGGCCCAAAUCCCUGUGGUCAGAAGAACGUGAGACCAGAAUGGCCCUGCCCCAACCACCUGCACGAUCGGCCAGAAAACCAACGUUUAACUACUCUGUCUUCGGCUCCCCGGCAUUGAAUGACUCGUCCUCUCUGUUUGGGAGCCCCAUCACUGAGUCUCCAUUUUACGAGGGAAGGACGACCUACGGAGGAGCAUCUGCACAGAAACAGGGACAGAAACGUGGCAGGACUGUCUCACCUCUGCAGCAGGUCCCACCCCACACCAUGAGACAGCAGGUCCGCCCCAAGCCUGUCCACAGCAGCCGCGGGUCCGGGGUCAUGUCUGUCACUGCACAGAGGAUUCUCCACACCCUGGAGAGGAUGUCUACACCUGUGUCUGAUGCCAAGAGGAUCCCUUCCCUCACACUGCCCUCUGACGAGUCCCCUCUGGGCUUUACACCUUCCUCUAAAAAGCGCAGAGUUAUGGGUGGAAGCUUCCUGGACCCGGGUGCCUCCAGGUUGGAGGGGCGGCUGGCAGGACAGCCCCCGGUACAGAGACUGAACCUGUCCACACCUGCCUCCAUUGCUACCAACAGGGCACAGACACAUUCUACUUACAGGCCCAGAAAGUCUGUAGUGCCAGCUAAAGAGGAAAUUUUGGUUCCUGACAGUGAACCUACAAAGUCUGAAUCCCAAAACACUGAGCCAUCUCCAGUCAAAGCAAUCAGCCAGCCAGCGAGUAAGCCAGCUGAGGCUCGGCUAGCACCUGCCAACAAGCCUAGCAGCCAGGCUGCUGCCACAUGGACUCCACCUGCCCAGCUGCCCCAGGGCAGUGGGGGUAAGAUGCGCAGGGAGAGAUCAUACGGCACGCAACGGGCACACGCAGUGCAGGACGAGGAAGAGGCUGAGGUGCCAGACCUCCCCCAGAUCGCCCUCCCCCUGUCUGGAACCAGCCUGCCCAAGUUUGACUUCUCCCCGGCACCGUCAAAACCCGUAAGUGAGGCAAAGGUCAGCACCUCGAGCACCACCCCACAGGUGAGCAGUGUGACGUCAUCACCCCAGUUCACCUUCGCAUCUCCCAUAGUCAGGUCCAGCCCAGAGGACAACACCUCAGCAAUUAGCAAUACUGAAACACCCAGCUUCCAGUUCAGCCAGCCUACAUCCCCAGGAAAGUCCUUCUCCAGUCAGGGUUUCGGCACAUCCUCAGCCAUGUCUGCCCCAACAGGCGGUUCUACCUUCCUUACAACCGGUGCAGGGUCAAGCUUCCAGCCCAAACGGAAAGCAGCCGAGCCGGCAGUUACUACUGGCAGCCCCGCCCCUCCCCCAACUCUGAAGCAAGGCAGUGUCCUAGAUGCCCUGAAGGCAGAGCCACUGCCACUGAAAUCAGGCAGUGUGCUGGAGGCCCUGAAGGGAGGUCCACUAGUCAGUAAGCCAGAGGGGGCAAAAGAGAAACCUGUGGAAAAGAAAACAACUGGAGAGGUGGCUGCUAGUACAAAGCCUGCAGCAAUGCCAUCCCUGGCAGAUCAGUUCAAGAAGCCAUCAGGUGCCUGGGACUGUGACACCUGCAUGGUGCAGAACACAGCUGCAGCCAGCAGGUGUGUCGCCUGUGACACCCCCAAGCCUGGCAGCCAGCCCAAACUCACAGUACCCACCACUGGUCCAUCUGCCUUCACUGCAUCCAGUGCUUCAACAAAGUCUGAUGGGAAGGAUGGCUUAUUUAGUUUUGGCAGUAAUGCAGUCCCCAAAAGCAAUGGUUUUAAACUUGGCACCACCACGGAGGGAAGCAGUACAAACAGUGGAUUUAAGUUUGGAUCUGCAGGUGCUGUGAACUCUGCCAGCUCUGGUUUCACAUUCGGAAGUAGUAGUAGUUCUUCUGCUGCUGCUGAUUCUAAACAGGACUCCAACAAAUUGAAGAAAGGCACCACAGACUCUGUAUCCACUAGUGCAAAUACACAAGAUGCUGGUAAAUCUAUAUGGUCAACAGCAGCAGCAAGAAACAAGUGGACCUGUAAUACGUGUCUCGUGGAAAACGAGAAUGAGUUGACAAAAUGUCCUGCAUGUGAGACCCCUAAACCUGGCAGUGAGUCAAAACCAGCUGCAUCUACACCUGCUGUCAACUUUGGGUCAUCGAGUACGUUUAAAUCGACUUCCGGUUCAUCCGGGUUGUUGUUAGACAAGACUAAAUGUGCAGCGUCUGAAACACCAAAGCCAGGUAGCCAAAACACAUCUAGUUCAGGCGGUGCAACAAGUGGAAGCAGUGGUUUAUCAUCGGGUACGAACAGUUCAGGCUUUGCCGCCGCUCUGUCUGCACAGCAGUCCAAGUGGGAGUGUGAAACCUGUAUGGUCCAGAAUGACAAGGAUGUGACAAAAUGUGCCGCCUGUGAAACGCCGAAGCCAGGCAGUGCCCUGCCCUCUUCUGGAUCAGGGGCAUUCAAGUUUGGCUCCCAGUCAACAUCCACAGGGGGAACAACCUCCUUCGGUGGCAGCACCGGAGGGUUCCAGUUUGGGGCACCAAAAGCUGCUGAAACAUCAACAGAUGCCAAACCCCAAUUUGCAGGGUUCAAGUUUGGCAGUGGAGGUACAGAAGCUGCCACAAGCACCACAUCCAGCGGUGGCGUACAGUUUGGUGCAGGGACAACCUCUGCCCCCAGCGGUGGGUUCACGUUUGGUGCCGGGACUGCUGCCACCAGUACCGCUGCCAGUGGUGGCUUCACGUUUGGAGCAGCCAGCUCUUCCUCUGGAGCUGCCACCACGACGUCUAACACCACGUCAUCAGCCAGCGGAGGUUUCGCAUUCGGCACAGGGACAACAUCGGGACCUGCUGCCCCGGGGGCCGCCGCCAGCGGGGGCUUCACGUUUGGGACGGGAAGUUCAGCCGCUGGUGCUGCUGCCUCUGCUGGGUUCACGUUUGGAGCGGGAACAGCAGCCCAACAGUCAUCGACAUCGUUUGGGACGACAACUGAUGCAGCUCCCAAGAUGACAAGCAUAGCUGAUUUGGCCAAGGCAGGUCAGUUGAGUGUACCCAAGCCUUCAUCCAGUCAGCCCUCAGCAAAAAGGAGCCUAGAAUCAUCAGACACCAGCUCUCAGGCCAAGGUGAACCUAUCUUCUGCUUUUGGCUCCGGCACCCCGUUUGGUUCAGCCAGUCCCAGCCCAGCGCCAAGCUUCAGAUCCACCACGAGCACAAACCCACCAGUGUUUGGGACUGGUGCAGCAUCGGCUGCCCCCAGCACUGGACUCACCUUUGGCACGCCGGCAGCAGCACCCUCAGCCACAGGCAGUGCAGCGGCGACAACGUCAGGCUUCGCGUUUGGCACGGGCUCGUCACUGUCCAGUACAGCUGCAAGUACGGCUCCGGCACCCUUCAGCUUUGGUGCGGGGGCGCCACCUGCCACAACUACAGCCGGCACUGCAAGUGCUCCCUUUGUGUUCGGGGCAGGAGCAUCGUCAACACCAGGUGGCUCUACCGGCGGGUUCAGCUUCAGUGCAGGCCAGACAGCGCCCCCUGCUACAACAGCUGCCCCUAGUUUUGGUACUGCAGCCUUUGGAGCAACCCCUGCCCCGGCAGCAAGCACGCCCUUCGCACCGGCCACCACCUCUUCUGUCUCUGGUGGGGCCACUCCGUUUGGAGGGGCCACUGGUUUCGGUGUGCAGACCACCUCAGCUGGCAGCGGUGGCCCAGUGUUUGGUGCGACGGCUGCACAGCCAGCCCCAACUGCUGGUUUUAACUUCAGUGCGCCCAGCCAGCCGUCGUUCCAGUUUGGCGCAGGCUCGCAGCAGCAGGCCCCUGCAGUGUUUAACUUCGGUGCUGCAGCCCCUGCAGGAGGCGCGCCAGGCGGCGGGUUCAACUUCACCGCAGGGGCGGGAGCACCAGCUCCACAGCCAGCUGCUCCAGGUCCUUUCAACUUCAGUGCCGGGGCACAGCCAGGCGGCAAUCCUUUCAGUAUCCAGAGUACCGGUACUCCCAGUGCCUCCCCUGGCGGCAGACGCAUCAUCAAGAGAGCCCAACGCAGAAAGAAGCCUUAGCGAUCCUUUAACAGUAGUGUCUGAUGAACUUCUAUCUUCACAGUUACAUCUAUACGGAACUCAUUCAGUUCUGAUAAAGCUUAACUCUUCAAUAGGUAGAUUUAGUAAGAUUUGCUUUAAUAAAAAUGAACUUACUGUUGCAGGAGCAGCAAAAAUUUUACUCUACCAAACCUUAGUGAAAGCAAAAGUAUACUGUAUAUGUUAACAAAGAAAUUGCUGCUCUCUCUGCCAAAUUACAAGAGGGACACUUUGGAUAUCCCAGUGCAAUUUUGCUGCUUCAAUUUGGUUCAUUGUACAUUUGAUGAUGCCAGAAGUGCCAUGAAUUGGAUGGAUGAACAAUACAAAACAAAUGAUUGGCAUACCAAAAACUGUUUUCUAACUUUGGAUAUUUACCUGAAUGCUAUACUGGAGUCACUUCCAAACAUGACUGUGCAUCGGUGGUUUGUUGUCACUUCUAACAUAUUAUAUGUGUGCUAAGUCAUACACAAUGUCUAAUGUUGAAUGUUUAAGCACUCACUCACACCACCAUAACUCUAAAAGUACCUUAUACAUGUACUAGUAGUAGUACUCUAACAAACCACGGAUGCCUUUCUGACAUUGUCUAAAAUGCAGUUGGCACUUAAAACUAGAUGUAUCAGUAAGUCUAGCUGGCUUUGUAAUACACCGAAUCACCACUGACUAGUUUUAUUAUCAUGUAUUAUAUUAUAUACUUCAUCAGCUGUACAUGUACACUGGUCAACGUAAAAUCUGACAGGGUGGCCAGGGACCACAGAGUAAACAUAAAGUGGAAUAUAUGAGUGAUGCAGUGACAAGUUAGGUUUCUCUGUGUGCACCCUCUGGCAGUGUUGACGUUGAUAGGUGUACAGAAUGGUUGCAUUCUGCUGUCAGUGGUUACCUAUCAAACAUCCCAGUGGAGGGAUGCCUCGUAUCCAAAAUGUUAUUAAAGAAAAAGACUUGUCACUGGCAAAUAGGGACUGAUUUAUUGGCAUAGAAACAUGCAGAUUUGUUUGUUUAAAACCAUCAGGUGUCCCUGGUAUGUUUGAAUAGGUGGCAGUGCUUUCUUUCUGUGCUUGUAUUCAGUGUGUAGCACCCCUCUCAACAAUUGACUCUUCUAUUACUGUCAUACAGUCUGAAAACUUUUGAUAUUUACCUGAUCUGUAAGUAAACAUGACUUGAGACAAUUGUUUGAUCCCACUAAAGCUGUUACGGUCAAAUUUUGGCCAGUUAGCUGUAAAUGAUAGGAAAGUAACAGUAAUUGUGUUAGUGGGAUAUUGCAUUGCUUGACUGUAAAAUAUGUACAAUACACAUGCAGACUUGUUCUGAGGGUAAAGAAAAGAAUUCUGAAAUUUCCAAAAGUAA